Alosa sapidissima (American shad) is the source of this 9002-nucleotide messenger RNA. It is a transcript of the gene ppm1ab, whose product is annotated as protein phosphatase, Mg2+/Mn2+ dependent, 1Ab. The record is from RefSeq and is a predicted model, not a curated record. Bases 371 to 1627 code for a protein of 418 amino acids. Gene Ontology annotation, biological process: protein dephosphorylation; positive regulation of canonical NF-kappaB signal transduction; negative regulation of canonical NF-kappaB signal transduction. The transcript has 6 exons. Gene Ontology annotation, molecular function: magnesium ion binding; manganese ion binding; protein serine/threonine phosphatase activity. Lineage: Eukaryota; Metazoa; Chordata; Actinopteri; Clupeiformes; Clupeidae. Gene Ontology annotation, cellular component: nucleus; cytosol.
AAUGCAGGAAAAAUUGGGCACCCAACUGAUAUGCUUCAUUGGGAAAUAUAUGUACGUAGAGUAGAGUAUGGUUCUCUAAUACUUCGCAUAAAGCUUUCAAAGAAUAAUAUAUCUUUGACUGGCCCAUGUAGAUACCAUGUUUUUUCCAUCUGAAUGUAGCCGGUUGAAGGCGGUCUCUCCCCUUCAUUACAAUCGCUCUGAUCCCUCUUUUCCCUCGGUGUUCCAUUCCCAGCAGUAAGCUAGCUAGCAACCAUUCAGCUAAGGAUAGUUUGCUAGCCACUGUGCUGCUAGCUACACCCCUCUUCUUUUUCUGCAUGGUUUCACACAGCAAAUCGUAGCAUACGGAUAACGAAAGAAACAGAACAAGAACAUGGGGGCUUUUCUGGACAAGCCAAAGAUGGAGAAGCACAAUUCGCAUGGUGAGGGCAACGGCCUCCGCUAUGCACUGAGCAGCAUGCAGGGCUGGAGGGUGGAGAUGGAGGAUGCGCACACGGCAGUGAUCGGCCUGCCCAACGGCUUGGCUCCCUGGUCCUUCUUCGCCGUGUAUGACGGACACGCAGGCUCCCAGGUGGCACGCUACUGCUGCGAACACCUGCUGGAUCACAUCACCAGCAACCCAGACUUUCGAGGCAUAGGCUGGAGUGGGAGUGGGAGUGUCAGUGUCGGUCUUAGUGGUGGUGGUGGUGGUGGACGAGGCUGUGUGGGAGAGGAGUGUUCAGAGUUCACAGAGCCGUCGGUGGAGAGCGUGAAGAAGGGCAUCCGCACAGGCUUCCUGCAGAUCGACGAGCACAUGCGGGCGCUGUCGGAGCGCAAGCACGGCGCCGACCGCAGUGGCUCCACGGCCGUGGGCGUGAUGAUCUCGCCGCGCCACAUCUACUUCAUCAAUUGCGGCGACUCGCGAGCCUUGCUGAGCCGCGGCGGCCGUGUGCACUUCUUCACGCAGGACCACAAGCCCAGCAACCCAGCGGAGAAGGAACGCAUCCAGAAUGCUGGCGGCUCCGUCAUGAUCCAGAGGGUCAACGGCUCGUUGGCCGUUUCGCGCGCCCUUGGCGACUUCGACUACAAAUGUGUGCAUGGCAAGGGCCCCACUGAGCAGUUGGUGUCACCCGAGCCUGAGGUCUACGAGAUCGAGCGCUCCGAUGCCGAGGACGAGUUUGUCGUGCUGGCCUGCGACGGCAUCUGGGAUGUCAUGGGCAAUGAGGAGUUAUGCGACUUUGUGCGCUCCCGCCUUGAGGUGACCGAAGACCUGGAGAGUGUGUGCAACGAGAUUGUCGACACCUGUUUGUACAAGGGAAGCCGGGACAACAUGAGCGUGGUACUGGUUUGCUUCCCCGGGGCCCCCAAGAUCUCCCCUGAAGCUGUGAAGAGAGAGGCAGAACUGGAUAAGUACCUGCAGAGCAGAGUAGAAGAGAUCAUUAAGAAGCAGGGUGACGAGGGGGCCCCGGACUUAGUCCAUGUGAUGCAUACGUUAGCGACGGAGAGCAUCCCCAACCUCCCACCUGGGGGAGAGCUGGCCAGCAAGCGUAGUGUGGUGGAGGCCGUGUACAACAGACUCAAUCCCCACAAAGGCGACGACACAUGUGGGGCUACCAAAGAGGGCAGAGUGUUUGGGACCUCCAGACUGUAGAAGGUCUGAAGAGGGAAAUCCUCCCUUUACUCUUCCACUGUCUCUCUCUCCUUUGUUUCUCUGUUCCUCCCUCUCUUUCUCUACGUCCCUACCUCUCUACGUACACUUUCUCACUAUACACCAGUUUCUAUCUUUCACUCCCCCUCUUUUAUUGUUUUUAUAUUAUGAACGUUUCUCUGUUUUUCUCCUUACUUGUUUUUCUCUCUCUCCCUUUCUCUCUCUCUUUCUCUCUCUCUCUCUUUAUCCUCAUCUUUUUCUCUCUAAAGGACUCGGCAUCAACAGAUGACAUGUGGUAACACAGCCUGCCUAUCCCUUAAGCACUGUUAUCUCACAAAUGCCACCUUGUAAUUCGAGACCAACCACAGCCACAACCAACCCCACCCCCACCCACCCACCCCUACAUACACACACACACACCAUCCAUCCUCUAUCCACUGCCUGGACAGCUCUCUCUGGUAUAAAAGAAGGGAAUACGAUGGAUGUGUGGAAGGGGUGAAUGAGAAAAAGGAGGAAGAAGAGGAACAAUUCCAGCAACAAGCACAAGCAACCACUUCCCCUCACUGAGAACCAGCCCAUCAACCCUAACCCUCAGCAUUGCACAGCAACAGUCCACCUUGGAAGCUCCGCACUGAUCCAUGUCCUCGGUUGUCUCACUUGCUUCUAUUUGUGGUGGGCGUAUUUUUUAUUAAUAUAUAUAUAUUAUUUUUUUUAUGGUUUGAUUUGGUUUGGGUUCUUCGUCCUUGCACCUUAGAAACACUAGUUGUGAAGUACAUGGGGGUGGGUUACACUAGGGUGGUUGUGGGUUUGUUUGGAUCAGUUUGAAUGGAUGUGUCUUCCGAUGCAUUUGUAUGCGUUUUGGUGGGAGUGUGUAUAUGAGGGAUAGAUUUAUGUGUUCAUUUAUAAAUUAAAAAAAAGUAUCUGUGAAGUGCAGUAGUCCUUCUGACUGGCAAAAUAAGAAGCCUCUAUUUAGCAAAGUUAGUGAUGAAGUGUAAACAAGCAACCAAGCAAACAAACAAACAGAUAACAAACAAAAGAGGAAAUCACUCAAGAUAUAUAAUAGGAGAAUUCCCAAGUCUUUGCUCUUUGAGGUUAUGUUGAGAUGCGGUACUUUUGUGGGUCAACCACGGGAAAAAAAUCACAAUUGUGAUAUAAAAAAAAAAGGUAAAAUAUUUGUAUUGUUGUGUUUUCUAUUUCUAUCUGACUGUCUCCCCUUUUUCCUUACACUGGCUUUUACGCCCCUCUGAUCAAUCUCUCAAUGCAGGUUCUUCUCUGCCACCCAUUUUUCCAGUUGGAUUGUGUAUGCUUUUUUUUUUUAAAGAGAGUGUGUGUGUUUGUGCGUGUGCGUGUUUGUGUCCGCUUGUGUGUGUCUGAGUGAACCACUAUCCUUGAGCUAGUGUGAAUGUGAGAGUGCAAUCAGGUGACGAUGCCUGCGUUGGCCGGAGAGAAAAAAAAAGUGGGAUCUGGAUAUAUGUGCUCCCUCUCAAAUGGCAAGGGCGCCAUUAUUGUGUGAUUGCCAGCAGGGAUGACUUUGCCACUGCAGGCCUGUGAUUGUCUCCUCACCCUUACAGUAUAGGAGUGCAAAAAGUAUGUAUUGUCAAGGCCGUCUUCACACUCUUUUUUUCCCCUUCUCUCUUUCCUGUUAUUUUACUAUUUUUAUUUUAUGCUUUGCUUGUGAAUGAAGCCUGCCAGCCUGCUAGACAUGAAGCGAAUUGGCCUUUGUUAAAGAGAAAAGUGAGAGAAAAAAGAAAAAAAAAAACACUAACUCUUACUCUGUCUCCUUCCAUUUUCUUUGUUUAUGGCAAGUUGUUGUUGUUGGCUCAUAAAGGGGCAGUUCAGGUGUUCAGGACAGAAGCAGAGUGGAAUGUCCUUCAUGUCAGCCAUUGCUUAGAUCCACCUUUUGUCUUCAUACUUACUGUCCUUCAUUACCUGUCCACAGUAGUCGUCAAACCUAGAGUCCAGUUUCAGAGGCCCAUGCAGCAAUAGUGGGUGUGUGUAGAGAGUGUAAUUCCCAAUCGGUCUGGUGCAUCAGUACACCCCCAGAGCACAGGCUCCUGAUGCUCUACGUGUGCUUUGCACAUUGGCUUUCUGACAAAUCUUACCAUGGCCGUAACAUGGAUAAAUGCUGAGAAGUUACUGAUUUAGAGCAGCCUCAUUUAAAGCAACACAGUGCAGUUCUUUUACCUUAAAACAACAGCUUCUGACUCAUUUUGGUGCUAAACUGACUUACAAUAGGGAAAAUUAAGUUUCAAACAUUGCCAAUGUACGCCCGGAAUGCCCUAUAUUUCAUGAUGUUAUGUUGAUCGGGUAGGAUCAAGAUCCUUUUACUUAUUUUUAUUUUUUUUGACAAACUGGGUGUCACCUCAGCGCUAAAUAACGUUGCAUAUUGACACCAAGGGGCAUAGAUAUCAGUUCUUCCAUUGUGUUGCUAUUGCAUGUUUGUGAUUUAGUUAGUUGAAUCAGACAAGAAACGAAGGGCUGUUGUAAGGUGAAAAAUAGAGGUUUGGCUAAUGCAGAAUUCAUGAGUUGCAACCGUAACUAAUGAAAUUACUUACAGCAAUGUCAGCGUGUCAUUUUUUUCCAAUAUUUAAGGAAAUUGACUUGUCUUGGCCUAUCCUCCUUUGCCAUUUCCAAGUAUCCAAUGAAUACCUGCCUUGCAAACUUGCAAAUUUUGCAUGUAGGUUAAUCGCCGUCACCAAAAUUAGUUUCAGAGUUGUGUGUGUGUUGAAAUUUCAUAUUAAUUUAGCAAACAGGCUGAAGCCAUCUGAACGGAGUUGCAUAAACAGUGUGGAAAUCAAAUAAAGACCAUAUGUGGAGGGAGUUGAUUUAGUCUUUUCCUUUAAUCUAUUUCAAUGUCCUCGCACCGCUCUUUCAUAUUUCAAACAAGGCUCUGGUAGUUUUAAAUGGUGAUUGGUGCGUACACUUAGGCAGAGUUGGACUUUGUCAGAAAUGUAGAGGUGCGACCAUGAAAGAUGAAAAGGAGGUGUUUUUGCGUUGAAUAUAGGGCUGCAACCUAUUUUCAUAGUUGAUUAAUCUGUUGAUUAUUUUCUCGACCGAUUAUCUUAACCGAUUAGUUGUUUGAUCUAUAUAAAAAUUUGAUAUACGAUUCCAAAUAAUUUAAAAGUUGACAACUAAUUGAUUACUCUAUUAAUUGUUGCAGCCCUCGUAUUGAAGCUGUUUAUGCACAGAGAUGCGGAGGUAGGAAAGUUCACAAGCUUGAUUAUUUUUUACCAAGGGUCUCAGUGGAUUGCCUGGAAUGCGUGUUUCUGUUCCCUUACGAGAGGAGUAUUAUAUUUUCAGCUUUAAUGUGUGUUAAUAAGUGUGAAUGUUAAGUGAUAUUUUUGGUUCUUCUUUUGAGAUGAUGCUACUCACCCCAUCCACUCUUUAUGAAUUUUUCGAAGAGUUGAAUAUUGGUUAGGAAAAAAUAAUAAUUUGGUGAUCUCUCCUUGACCUUCCUUUGCCAAUUAACGAGGACUCAAAAGUCUACCUUCCUCCUAGUUCCCUGUGAUUCAGAAAACACAGUGAAGGGGUGCUCGGGGAGUUCCACAGUUUUGUGUUAGCAAGAGCAUGGUGAAGUUCACCUAUUAUUAUAUUUUAUAGUUUGUAUUAUAUUUUACAGUUUUUUCUUUUUCUGCCAGUCAAGUACUUCGUGGGAGGCUCACCGUUAUUAGUUGUCACCAAAUUUAUAACGCAAUAGCACACGUCACAAACUACUGUAGACCUGUUAACUAGCCCCAAGCUCACUGUGGCUUUGCCUUGUAUGUAUGUAUUCCUUUUCCUUUGGAAACCGUUAGCAGUAAUGCAUGUUGACUAAAUGAUGUUGUCAAGGCCACAUGACAACAAACAUGGAAACUGGUUUUCUUUUCACCAGCUCUCUGCAUACGGCCAGAUGCCUAUACAAGCAUAAUUGUGUCAUAUAUUUUUACAUACAAGUCCUUUUAGGAGUUCAGUACCUCUUCACAUGCCCAUAUAAUGGUGCUAACGCUUGAUGAUGUAGCCUAACCUUCUUAGUAAGCUUCGCCAGGGAACCCAGUGGAAAUCUCUUCCUGCGUUCUUGUGUGUAUGGAAAAAAUGAGCAAGUGGCCUUGCUCUCACAGAUGCUGAGUGCCAUUGUCAUCCUCCCCCCAAGCUGAGGGAUGGAUGGAGAGCUUUGUGAGAUCAUAUAUGCAACCUCCCCUCUGAACUAUAAAUUAAUAGUAAAUAUAAUUAUAUUGUAAAAUUAUUAAUUAUAGUAUUGUGUUUGAAACUUCAAAUGUCUGUGUUACUGACUUAUAGGCAAUUCAUUUGAUUCAGCUAUAUGAAGCCUUGAGCAAGUCUUCAGAUUUAUUUUGGAAGGAAGUGAAAGGACCACACACAGCCCUACGAGUUUGGUUGUUCUUAAGUCCAAUAGCACCAUCACUAAGUAGUGAUUUUUAUUUUUUAGUUACAGAAGCUGCACAUGGUCAUGACUGCGUAACUUCUGGAAACCCUGAUUGUCUUUUUUGGCUAAUCUCUGACAUUAGAUUGUAUAAUCUUGCGUGCAUUGAGCUCCAUGAACUCCAGCUGAUGAUACACUUGGCAGCUUUUUGAGCAAUGUUGCAGGGCGGUGUUCCUGAUUAUUGUUGUUCGGGCACGUUCCCAUUGAUAUUGGGCAACAUUUUUUUAUUAAUCAGCAGAAGCCAUUAUCCAAUCAGACCAUCUGGAACUGGCUAUGUGGUUGCCCAGCAACAUUGUUAAAAAAAAGUUGCCCCCAGGUGCCCCACCUUAAAAGCUAUUCAGAUAUGAUAGUUCCGUCUGUUUUUGCAAGGCUCUGUUCUCUCUGUGUACUUUGUGUUGUAAUGUCAAGCUAAUGUCAAUUUUAGCACAUGCAGUGAGGCCAGUUGCUCUUAAGAUGACUUGCCUCUACCGAAUGGGAGGACUUUUAGUUUAACCAGGUUUUGCCAUUAUCAAGCUCCUCAAAAAAUUUGCUGUUCCAUUGUAUGUUGCCUGCAGUAGAAACAGCUUAUAAUGGUCCCGUUGUUUGCUGGUUGUUACCCAGGGCCUUGCUGUUGUGUUUGAUGGCAUCAUUUUGAGUCGUCCCUUUUAGCUAAAUGGAGGCUCACAAAAGAUAUCCUCUUCCAAUGGUUGAUUUUCUUCACUCUCCCGAAGACUAAUUUUUAUUACAUGUGCUGAUCCAGCUAUACAGCCGAACCGCAGUACCUCACGAGCGUUUAUCACAAGCACUUAGUGCGUCUCCUCUUGCUGCCCGACUGGGAAUGAUGUGGAACUUGUUGACAUGUCUUUUGUGUUGAUCUGAGGCAGUGUCUCUCUCUCUCUCUCUCUCUCUCUCUCUCUCUCUCUCUCUCUCUCUCUCUCUCUCUCUCUCUCUCUCUCUCUCUCUCUUUCUCUCUCUCUCUCUCUCAUCCCUACCUUUCUCCCAAGUCCUGUUUUUUUUCCCAGUCUUAGUAUGUCACUGUCUCUCUGUAUCCCUAUUUUAAACGAAUUGUUAAAUCUGUGUGGCUUUGGAAUUAAGGGUUGUGGAUAUAAGCAUGGGUGUUUGAACUGUGCUAAAUAGAGAAUGUUUUGAUAUAUGUUCCCUAAUAACAUCAAUAUUCUAUUUAUUCAAUUUGAGAAGUAGAAAAACUAAAGAGUGAACCAUGGCUACCUAUAGAGUCUUGAUAGGUAGCUGUACAAUCUUUUUUUUCCUUUAGAGGGUAGAUAUGGUUCCUUAGAGUAGCCUUUUUCUUCUCGACCAUCUGUUCCCUACAUUGUAUGUGCUAACAGAUGUCCCCUUAUUUUUGUCUAUCAAGGAAAUUAAAAAUGGGAUUUUAUUAGGAUUUUAAAAGAGUAAUAUAUUCAGGCUAAAUACUUGACUUAUUUGGAAGAUUAACCACUAUUGAGAGUUUUUGAAUCAAAUUGUAUUUGCACUGAUUGGUAGCCAAUGUUGGGUUUUCUGGGGUAUUCAAAACAAAAUUUUGUACACACAUAAAAAAAGUGAUCUUUAAAAAGAAUACUCAGAGGAAAAUAUUAUUCAGCAACAGGGUAACAUCUAUUAAAUCUGCCACUGAAACAGUAAUAAUGAAAACAGAAAACAAAGAUAUGUAUAGACACAAUCUUUUUAACAGAGUUAACAAGAUGAAAAAUAAAAUGAGAUAUUCUUCUUAGUGUCUCAUACUGUAAGGGAGUAUUCAUUGAAACAGCCCAAUUGCUGUUUGCUGUUUUCUGGCCCGGUACUAUGCUGUUGACUUUAAUUUCCUCCCCUCAUUUCCCUAAAUUUUUGGGGCCAUGCCACAGCAGGUUAAAUUUGCAAAGGCCAAGCCAAACCACAAUUUGUUCUGCCCUACCCAGAAUAUGAUCAAGUCAACAGCAAGCCAAUUGUGCUGAUGAAUAGCGAAGAGGGUAGGCAGGGGGGGAAAAAACAAGAACAACAGCUGAGACAUUUGGACUGUUUUAAUGGUCUUCUUUGUGCUCUACUUUGGCGGUUGAACGUGAAUUAAAGAAAUUACGGCAGUGGCAGAUAUUUGCUAGCAGCAACAAAAAGAAAACAGCAACAACAAAUAAACAAAAUAAGCAAAAUAGCAACCGAGAUGGGCAAAAAAAAAAAACAGACAAGCUCCACUGUUGAGCUGCCCAGUAAACCUUUUAAUUCACUGAUAAGCUCACCAUUUUGCCUUAUGAACUGAACUCUACCCCAGCUUGCUUUGAGACUAGUCACACGAUUCAAACUUUGGAAACGUGAUCUGACUCAUCAAGUUGGUAAUUUCUAUGUCGACUGUACCUAUGUCAUAAGCUACAGCUUAGCUAUAGAGCAACACGUGCACACUUCAAUUGAGAGAUUUUUUUGUCUCUGUAUUUUCUUUUGUUGUUUUUGUUUUGUUUGCCUUUUUGAUGAUGAUGAUGAUUAUAUCUGUGAUAUGAUAAUGUAAAAUUAAACCACAUUAAAAAAAAAGACUGCUCAUGUUAGUAUUCAUGUGUGCACAUUGCAGAUGAAUAAAGGAGAUAUAAUGUACUCCCCUGCUCCCAGUAUGUACGUUGUGUGACGCAACAGUAACCUAAGCCUGCCUUUCUCCUCCUGCUUCUUUAGGAUUGUCUGUUGUUGAAUUUUACACAAUGGCUUGGUAAUUGUAUAUUUUGUAUCAUGUACUUAAUUCCAAAGAGAGAAAAAAAAUGUCUUUCUCCCUUUUCCUCACGUCUUUUCUGUCAGUGCCCCAGCAAUGACCAUCUGUUUGGAGUCAGCUGAACAAAUUGCAUUCCUUGAUGUGUUAAUUGUUGCUUUUUUUCCUCUCGUUUUGUUUCCUUCCCCACUUAAUUUUCUUUCGAGUCCUUUUCUCAUUUCUUUUUUCCCCUGUUGCCUCUGAAUUUGAAAAUGAGUUUCUAGUUUAGAAAAAACGCGGCACUAAAUAAAUGGAUUGCUAACAUA